Molecule: messenger RNA, 1821 nt
Organism: Labrus bergylta (ballan wrasse)
Lineage: Eukaryota; Metazoa; Chordata; Actinopteri; Labriformes; Labridae
Source: RefSeq, a predicted model, not a curated record
GUUGAAAUCACUUAUAAUCAGGUAAUUGCUGAUGACAAUGCGGCUGCAGGGACGCAGGUGUGCGUGGUUUCAGGCUGUAUUACAGAAGUAUAACCCAACACAACAGAACCGGACAGAGAAAUAAUAACAGGUGAACUUCCGGUGUUUCUGUUAUUACCUGUUUCCAGUCAUGAAUCCUCCGAGCAGCAGAGCCGAGACAAGUCCUCCAGAUCACUACAUGCCCCAGUCUUCUUCUUCUUCGUCAUCAGGAGGAGGAGGAGGAGGAGGAGGAGGAGGAGGAGGAGGUUUGUACCUGGAUGCCUAUGAGGUGUCCUUCCCCCUGGAGGAGAGUAUAGAGAGACCACCUGCGUAUCACCUGAACCAGGGUCAGCCGAUGAUGGAAGAGCAUGUGGUGCAGGAGCCUCCUCACUCCCAGUACAGCCCUUUCAUCCUGGUGUCCAACCUGCGAGCUCACCUGUACGUCGCUCUGGAGAAGAACGCCUGGCUGCAGAAACGCAUCGAGGAGCUGGAGGAGGAGCGCAACUUCCUGCGCUGUCAGCUGGACCGCUUCAUCGUCAGCAUGAGGAGUCCGGAGGUGUCAGAGUGGUGUGGAGACGCCCAGCGGGGGGUGAAGGUCCAGCCCUCCAGCUCCCCCUCUCCUCCCUCCCCUAUGACUACCAGGUCUGGGAUGACCCUCAAGCGCCUGCAGGGACCAGGACCUCGGACCCGCCGCAACACCGCCGUCCCUGUAAAACAAGAGUAUCACCUGGAGGAGGAUAAAUACUACACCGAGGACGAGUACGUGGAGGAAGAGGAGGAGGAGGAGGAGGAGGAAGAUGAGGACUCGUCUUUAGAGAAGGGGUCCAAGAAGAAGGGCAGAGGGCGAGCCAGCGGAGAGCCGAGGAUGAAGAUGAGGAGGAUCUUCAGGAUCACCCACGGGAGGGAGAGACAGAGAGUGAAAGAUCCAGACGGUGUUUUGAUUCGUUAUAAGAAGAUCCUGACCACCUACCAGCGGGUGAGGAGCAUGUCCCGGGCCUUCCAGAUCCACGGAGUCGACCGAAACACGAUGGCCUCCACCUCCCCCAUCGCGGAGCUGCUGCUGGUGGCUCCAGAGAAGGUCGCGGAGGUCGGGGAGUUUGAGGCGUCGAAGGAGAAGCUUCUGGAUUACGCUCGGCGCUGCUACAAGACCAUGGACGAGCCGACGCACGCCAAAGUCCAGACCAUGAAGAAGACUCACAAGCUGCUGCCGAUCUCAUACAGGUUCAGAAACUGACUGAGGAUGAAAUCGGAGGUUUCCGAUCAGAAAGCGUAGAUGACUGCACUUUUUCCAACUUGAUUUUUCUUUCGAUGUAUUUUUCCUGUUUUCCAUCGUCGUCUGUUUUUUGUUGAAAAUGUUGAUUUUUCUCCCGAUGUCGACGAUGCUUGAAGCUACUUUUUGAUUUAACUUAUUUUAUUUUAUUACAAAUGAGCUCUAAUGUGCAGAAUUCUUGCAUUAUAAUUUCAUGGCGUACUGACUGAACUUUAAAUGCCUGCAAACCUUAAAAAAAGCAGAAGAAGAGAUGUGACUUUUGUAAGAUAUUUAUGUGUUCACAGAGAGGACUCAAAGACCCUCGAGUGUUUUCAUUUAGUUUUGUAUCAAAGAGAAGAGAAAUGUUGAUUUCCUUCAGUGUGCUGUUCUAAUAAUAAUAAUAAUGAUAAUGUGUGUUAUUGAAAUAACAUUCAUUCUUUCCUUAAAUCUCAUGUCAGUGAGGGAGCUUCAUGUUUGUGUUGAAUGUUUUCUGACUGUAAAAAAAAAGAUUGGACGUGACUCUUCAAACAGGAAAUUAAAGAACUUUGAAUAUA